CUGCUUAAAUUACGCUUAAAACUGCUUAGUUAUGAACCAUAUUCCCAUUUUAAGUAACUCUAAGCGAAAAAGUGAUUGAGUUUGAAAAAAGAAGGCUCGAAAAAAAGAAUAGUAAAUACCGGUACCAUAUCAAAUUAUUUUAAGACUUCCGCGAAGAUUGCGUUACUUCGAUUUGGAAUUCGUCAGUGGGCUAAAUUCUUGAAUCAACACUGGUCUGAUAGCAGCCACACGAUCGCAAGUGGUUGAGAAGAGAGCUAAGUUAUCGUGGUAUUAUCUCACUGCUCAAGGCCAGGCUUGCCUGACUGCUGAACCGAUUCUCAAAAGGGUAAUCUUACUCUAGAAAUGGAUGUGGCAUGUAGAUAUAUUCUUCAUCAAAACGUGCCUGAGGUAUGAAGUCAUCACGGAAUUAUUACUUAAUGAUCUGGGGGUUCCCCUAAGUUGUUAUAUAGUCUCGAUGCUCUAACGACCUUUUCAUUAUCGUUUCUGUUAAGGGAGUUGAGCACUGCCUCGUAACUUGAUGGACGUUUCUGUGGUUGUUGGUAUCAUUCUGUUCACCAUUUGAGAUGGCCACAUACGACGAUACCAGCGACUCAAGCUAUGGAGAAUUUUCUGACGUGCCAAGCAGACGCCGCAAAGUUGUCUUCAAAAAGUUAAACGUCAAUAUAAAUGGAGGUGGUAACGUAGCGGUCGGCCCCCGUGCUCGUAUCACUGGUGCCCCAACGAAUCAACCAACGGUUAUUUCAGAAGAAGACAGAAACACCAGCACUCCACAGAACCACGAAAUUGAUGAGAGCCUCAGCUAUUACGCUAGGAAUAUUGAAGAGGAGUACUGUCCCCGUAAUUAUUAUCAACAAACAAAUGUGGGAGAUUGGACUUCAAAACCAAUCAAUGGAAUUCUUAUCCAAAAAGGUGAAAACGAUUUUCAGUGGUCCGUCGAAUCCUUUCUUGAAAACCCAGAGAAGUUUAUGCGGGAAAUGGACACUUCCGCUGGUUCACUGAAGGAGGAAAAAGAAUUUUUUAUACUUCGCUGUAUAUUGCCAUACCUGGAACGAGAAAUGUGGGGCAAAUCUGGUGCAAACAACAUUGAUGUGUACAGGGUCCUUGCUCAAGUAAGCAGCAGCCAAGGUUGCGGUGACGUUGCAAAGCACUCUUUACAACAACUUCAGCAUCUGCUAUACAGGGAUUCCAUUCAGAGUGCUAAGCAAAAUUUGUUGAGUGUGGAAAAGAUACUGCGAUUGACCAUCGUCUCCCAAGACGGAGCAUUCAAGGAGGAGGCAGACUCAAUACGACUUCUUAGGCUAACAGUAUACGGCUGCAUACUAUCGGAGUUAAUCAUUCACCAGAAUCAAGCAGGGUUCUCUAAAAUUGACGCAGAGAACAACUUGAAACAGCUCCUGGAAAUUAAAAACUAUUUCAGUAAGAUGACCUUGAAAAAAAAAGACAUUUUAAGAUACUCUAUUGAGUUCAUCCAGGAGGCCAUUAGUUAUCUUACGCGGCCACCUAAUAAGAAAGUGGGUUCAGAUUUGGGAAAUUACCUCGAGGAAUGCAAGAGAUACUGUGCAAAUUCGGACACUCCUAAUGAGGAGUUGUCACUUCUAAAAAAGGUGAAGAGAUCCGGAGUGAAAUGGUGCGAGCUGCAUUGUAUAUUUUAUUAUCUGCACGGGAAGGUCCACACGGAACGUCCGGAGCAGAUUAACAAAGAGAGAAGGACCAUGAAACUUUUAAGGCUGGUGUUAAUGGCUCGUCUUGAUGGUGGAGGAGGAAAUGACUGGAGGUUUUGUUUGCAGGUGGCAUCUAUACUAUCAGAGAUUGCAAUGAAGAAUGCGACUAAAGCAUUGAGAUUCGAAGCUAGUUUAUGUCUGGUUCAUCUUCGCAAAGAUGAAAAGGCAAGGAAGAAACCAGAGUGCAGAGCUAUUGUCGACCGCUUCUCUAGAGGGAUGCUGUUCUGUCCUGACCGUUCCAUCAAGAGAUUAUUUGUACCUCAUUUCUUUGACAACCAAAGUGACCAGCACAUGCUUCCAACAGAACUCCACAAUCAGCACCUGGUGUCGUGUUACAAGACACACACUUUGGAAAUUGACAACAUGGUAACUACUAGGCCGAGUAACGUGACCUCGAGCUGUUUUGUCAGCCACGGCGUGUUAAAACGCCAAGAAGUGGCCGUAAAAGUCUUAGCCGUCUCCAAGAAGGAUCUCGUGGAGGAAGAAACGUCAACACAGUCGGAGGCGAAAAAGCGACUACGUGCAGAAGCAUACAACCUGUGGCAAUUAAGCAAUCUAAGGAAGCAUCCAAACAUUCCUUGUCUUCUCGCCUACAACACAACAGCCUUUCCUCAUCACAUAAUAACUUCAUAUGAAAAGUACGGCAACCUUCUCCAAUUUGUAAGAGGCUCAAGGGAACGCAAGCCUCUGUCGUCAGCUGCUCUUUACAAAAUGAUAAUUGGAGUAACAGAAGCCCUCCUAUACCUACACCAAGAGCUUAAUUUGGUUCAUCGAGCUGUUACGGCGGAAAACAUUCUAGUUGGCGAUGGCUAUUUUGCCAAGCUUAGUGGAAUGCACUCUUUAGGGGUGCUGCAGCACGGAAUAAACAAGGAAGUCACAUCUUUAGGUGACAGAUCAUCUGGCUACGAAUACGCUUUGGACUACGAUGGCUUAAAAGAAUUUAAAGGCGAAAGUGGUGAAACACUGCCGGUGAGAUGCAAAGCUCCAGAGACACUAUCAAGAAAUUGUUACUCCAUUCCCUCUGAUGUGUGGGCCUUUGCAGUCUUUGUCUACGAGACGCUCACCUUAGGUUGUCGCCCAUAUAAAGACAUACAAAGAGACGAAAAUGUCGUCGAUUAUGUUUUGCAAAAGACCGACGAGGGAAUAUUACCGCAGGAAAGUUGCAUCGAAGAUGAUGAAUACAACCUUAUGAAGCAGUGCUGGAAAAGAAAAAGGGGUGAAAGAAUCGGCUUGUUUGAGCUCAAAGAACAAUUCCAAUAUAUGCGAUCAAAGAUAGUAAGCUCAGGUGAAGAGAAACCGCGGCUUGACCCACCAAGUCUCGAGAUGAGCAUUGAAAGUGAACCUCAACAAUCACAAGAAUCAACUGAUUCUGUGCUGUAUGAAACCGUUCCAGACUACAGCGACAUUGAAUCGACUUCAGGAACCAUCUACGAAGAACAAUAUGACUAUGCAGAAGUUACAUACGAGCCUCAAGGAUAUGGUACUCCUGAAACACUUGUAGAUCUACCAACAAAUUAUCAACAGGAUGCCAUAAAAGAGAAAAUCGCUGGAGGAGAUAAACAGCACCUGAGAAGAUUGCUAUGUCUUAGCAAUAGUUUUCUUCUUCCUAUCAGCCGGAUAGAACAUUUAGAUUCCCGCAGUCCAAUCGUUGACAUCAUCUCGCCAAGAUUACCCUAUGGAAAUUUAAAGGAGUUUGUUCUCAGCAGAAAAUGUCAGUGGGAAGAUAUCAACACAUUCCUCUGCCAGGUUGCUACAGCUUUACACUAUCUUCACGUAAAUCAUAUCUUGCACGGAGAUCUUCGUGCUGAAUACGUUUAUGUGGUGGCACCAAACAAGGUCCAGGUUGGCCGGCUUGGUCGCUCUAAAUCUCUACCAAUGAGUGUCUAUGAAGCCACUAGUACGUCAUGUGUCGUAGAGGCUGUCAUACCUUCUGAUUCCGUUCGUUGGAGCGCGCCAGAGGUAAUCCAAGAGAACCACUACACUCACGCUAGUGAUGUGUGGGCGUUUGGAAUCUUUGCAUGGGAAUUGUACUCUGCGUUCGCAGCUGGUCAACAGAAUAGAAUUGCUGCACUACCCUACUACAAUAUUCCGGCAGAUAAGAUUCUAGAUCAUAUGAAAGAAAACGGACCUCUUGACCAACGAAGCAGCUGUCCUCAUUGGGUUUACAUUUUGAUGCAUCAGUGCUGGACAUACGAACCAACGCAGAGACCUCCUUUUAUUGCAAUUAUUGAUUGUCUCUCAAGAAGGGAACCGAUGCUGUCGUGGAUAAUGACAUUGUGGCUCAACAGACAUGAGAAGAGUGAAUGGCCGGUUUUGCCAGUAUCUCAGCCUGAAGAUGCAAUUCACGUGACGAACUCUGAGGAACACCCAUCUAGAGAAGAUAUCGAGAAAAUGUGUUCUCAAGGAUUUUUUACUCAUCACAAAUACCUGUAUGUCGACAGCGUUCGCCAAAACGAGACCGACACCGCUGAGGUAUACGAAUACGACUACACGAAUUCUCAGUUGCCACCGCCACCGAGUUCCCCUGCAUUCCGCCAGUCAACCUCAAGUAAUCACUCUGAUGGAGUGUCCAACGAUGCUGACGAGCAUGAAACGAACCAGGUGAAUAGCGCGAUAAAAAUGGUGUUUGAAGAAGCCACCUAUCGGAUAAUAAGAAAUGAGGAACAUACGGCUGGUUCAGUUGGGAGCACCGAUUCGAUUUCUUCCGGCCCUGCCGAAGCCUCCAAGGUUUCCAACGUGGACCGACAUCCUCAAAAUCACAUUGAUGGCAUUGCUUGCACUUACUCAUCGGAUGGUGAUUUUUACGACGAGAUAAAUGUAGACGAACCUUCUUCUGAUGAAGCGACCGGUAGGGCUAAGGGCCACGCAACUGGUGCUAAAAGUGCCAAGGAUGACUCUGAGGGUGGGCACAUCAUGUAUGAAAACGCAGGGUACAAAGAUCUUGUUUUAAACAGGGAGCAUUACAUGUCACUGGGAAAUAACCAGGAGGAACCCAAAAUGCUAGGUUAUAUCAACGUUCUAGCUGAGGAGACCGGUGUACCAUCGUCCCACUCAGAAAGCGGCAACAAAGGCACUCCUGUUGAUCUCUACGUGUGCGUGGACCUAAUUUACCAAGCUCCUCGGCAAGGAACAAAAGACAUAGCCACCACAGAAUCCUUAAGUUGUAAUGAACAUGAUCCUAACACGGAGCACCAGCCAAGCUUCGAGGUCUAUGAAGAUAUGACCAUUCAACUUUUAUUAAAUGAUGCAGAGAGCCUUUACCAUAGAGAAGUCCAAAGAAGAAAAUAUGAAGAAAAAUUACAAGAAAGCUGGUAUGAAAACCAGAGUUCACCACUUGAGCAAGUACUCUUUCAAGAACAUUUAAAUGUGUAUGCAAACGAUUUGACAAAUUUAGAUGUGGGCUUUGGAAGUUCUUUGCAUUUAGCUAUGAAAUCCAUCGGGUCAAGGUUGGUAGAGUGCGACAAGGAAACUUCGUUAUGACCUUUUAUCUAUCGUAAUAAUUUCAUAUUUUUGACACAGUUUUCAUAGAAGUAAAGUUGUUCAGGCUGGUGACUAUGGUAAGGUGUGACAGGGUGAUCAAUCAGAGCAAACACACCUAGCACCUUCAGUUCGGCCAUGAAAAAACGUUUCAUAGCAUAGUGUUGUAAACAGAGAUGUUUUUUUGUCUUUAAAUUAAUUUAUAUAUAUUUAACUGUGGAUGAUGGAUGUUUUGCGAUUAAUAUUCAUACGUUGUAUUAUUCUUAGUUAUUUUAUAGAGAUAUGUAUGUGU
Pocillopora damicornis (cauliflower coral) is the source of this 5490-nucleotide messenger RNA. RefSeq lists its product as uncharacterized. NCBI's taxonomy places the organism in Eukaryota, Metazoa, Cnidaria, Anthozoa, Scleractinia, Pocilloporidae. The record is from RefSeq and is a predicted model, not a curated record. Gene Ontology annotation, biological process: protein phosphorylation. Gene Ontology annotation, molecular function: ATP binding; protein kinase activity.